UCUCUCUCUCUCUCUCUCCCCCUCUCCCUCUCUUAAAAUCUCCACCUCGAAAGCAAACCCUAUCCAUUGUUCCUUCGCCCCUCUUCUCCUCUCCCGAUGCGAAAGGUACUUUGUAACCAUCUUAAUGAAGAAUUUGUUCGGGUAGAGAUCAAGGAUGCACUCAAACUGAAACAAAUUGCUGGUGCGAUCAUAUUCAGAUGACCUGCAGAAUGGCAGCUGGUCAACAAAAAAAGCGGCUAGCAAGUUCUAACCUGCACGAACAAUAUAGAGGAAAGAAGAAGAAAAAGCUGGACUCAUCUGAUUAUGUGUUGAAUUUGAGAUCGCAUAUCGAUCUAGAGUGGGAUGACAAUCUGAAGAGAGCUGUGGCAAAGAGGGAACAAGUUGGGAUAACAUGGAUGGACAUGGCACCUUUUGUUGAUUCAGUUCCCAAAUGUCAUUCAGGUCUAGCUGAUGUUUUAUCUGUUCCUCAAGAAAUUUUUUCUUUGGAAAAUUUGACUGAGGUGCUUUCUUAUGAGGUUUGGGCAACAUGUCUGUCAGAGUCAGAGAGAAAGCUUCUCACUCAGUUUCUUCCUAGUGGGACAGGUGCAGAACAAGCAGUUCAUUCGCUGCUGAACGGGGAAAACCAUCACUUUGGAAAUCUUUACCUUAAAUGGUCCGCUUCACUUUGCUCUGGUAAUCUUCAUCCAGAUGCUGUUGUUCGUACAAAGCAGCAAUUCAGAGCCAAUAGAAGGGCAUACUAUUAUGAGAUAAAUAAGUAUCAUACCGGAAUGCUCGAGGUUCUGAAAAAAUGGAAGGAGAGAUGGUUAACUUGCGAGGAUCCAGAAAAGCUGUGGAGGGAAGGAUUUACGAAGCACAAGCAAGGAAGCUUAACAGUAUCUGCAGAAAAGGCUAAAGUUCCCAAUAUAGCUAAGAAAGAAAUCCCACAUAAAGUCUGCAUCUGUAAUGGUGAUACUGUUAAAUAUAUGUCAUAUAUUAAGGUAAGCAAGACACAGCACCAACUGGUUAAAAAUAUAAAGUAUUCUGGUGAUGGCAUUCAAUCGAAGUCUCUCAACCGUGUAUUGGGUGAUAUUAAGAGCUUUCAUGUACAGCCAUUUGAAACAUAUGAAGAGGAAGAAAAGAAAAGGUUGCAUGAGCAUUGGUUGCAGGUGGCAAACAAAGAUCUCCCAGCGGCUUUUGAGUUCCGUAGAAAAAAAACAUUGCUGAGAGAGCAGUGGAUGAAAUCAUUGGAACAGGAACUCAUGGAAAAAAAGAAAUUAGUAAUGGAUAAGGAUAAGAAGAUGGAAAAUCUGGAGACCUCACCUCAGGAAUCUGUAGACAACGGUGAUUAUGAACAUCAGCACAGCCCAGAUAUGACAGAUCAAGAACAUGUUGAUUCCCCACAUAAUUCCUCAUUUGACCAUCAUCUAGAAUGUAUUCCUUCACUCAACAGUCAUCUGGAUCCAAGCCCAAUGGAGUCUAGCCCAGUCUCUGUGAAUGAAGAAGCAGUAGGACAAGACAUAUUAAAACUUGUGGAAAAUUCCCCUUCUCUUUCGCAGUCAUUAGAAAAACAGAAUCCCUCUGCCGAGGAUGUUACACGAGCAAAGGCUUCUUCUUCAUCUGCUAAAGACUUGUGGCAGACAGAAAGCGUUCAUGAUCCUUACUACCAGACUACUCCGGAGAGCCAUGAGUACAUGUCUGCCGGUGAGCUAUCUCUUAGGCAACCUCAAUUUACUGAAGAACACCCAACCGAUGUGAUUGAUUUAGAGAGAAACAUAACAGAACCAGAAGCUGGAGCCGCUGUUGCCUCAACCUUUCAUGUGGACGGUGGGGCAUCGUUCUUCUGCUCCUAUGCAAACCAAGACCGCAAUGAGCUGCUUCCCAACUUUUCAAAGGGACCAGGAAUGCUAUCAUCUUAUCCACAUGAACAGAUGAAUGGCGUGAAACAGCCUGGAUUGCAGUUUUUGAUGGCCAAUGACAGCCUGCCAGAACCUGGGCAGUUCUCCCACCAAUUCCAUGAGCAACAGAAGCUUCUGGGGCAGAGGGAGGUUAGAGAGAAGGACCUUUACAUGAAUCAGAUAAUGAACAAAAAUGUCUACUGCAGUGGCAGAUAUCCAAGCCAAGGGCACUUUUCAUCAGUUGAUCAGCAGAGUUUUUCAGCUCUCCAGUCCUCUGUAAAUGGUGGGUCCAUGGGCUACAAUUGGUUUCCUGGUGAGCGUCAAGCUUAUAAUAAUUGGUCUGGAGCCGAGUCUUCAAGCAGCCAAGAUCGGUGCUUGCUUGAUGGUAGCAAUGCAGAUGGAAGCCUGUUUAGUGUUUUCUCUAACAAGAUUUCGUCAUGCUCGCCAUAUGACACUGCAAGUUCAGAACAGUACAUCCAAGCAAGGAACUAUACCAGUGGGGGUAUUGCUACAGCCGAAAAUAUUUAUAGGUAUGCCCAGCAUCAACUCGACAAUUUAAGCAGCCAAGAAGCAACUACUGCUCCUUCCAUGACCAAUAUGUCAUGGAUGAACUUCCCGUGUCAGAAUCCUGGACUGCAUGAUUCUACAGGAAAACCAUUUCUGAGGCCUUGGAACCGGUAGCACCUUUAGCAAUAUCGCAGAAGAUUUGGCCACUUUUAUGGCAAGUAUUGCUUCGAGUUGGAAAGAGCCUCAUGUGCAGAAUGCACGAAGUUGGCUUCCCAGAUCAGUUGACUUGUAGCUUUGGAUGGCGGAUAGCUGCUUGGUAAGCUAAAUGGCAAACAUGAAGUUUGAUGUUCUGUGCAUAUAUAUAUAUAUAUUUAUACCUUAUAUAUAUGGCAUAGAAGAGGGUUUAAGAUGCCUAGGUUUAAGAUAUGUUUUGUUUAACUGGUAAUUUUGGUACUUUGGUUCAACUUUUUUUGAUUUUUCAUUGUUGAAGGGCAUAUUUUUUUAUGUUUAGGGGGCAUGGAUUCCCCUGCAAAAUAAAAAAUUUUGAUUCACAUACUAGGUUAAAA
Molecule: messenger RNA, 2947 nt
Organism: Phoenix dactylifera (date palm)
Lineage: Eukaryota; Viridiplantae; Streptophyta; Magnoliopsida; Arecales; Arecaceae
Cellular component (GO): Ino80 complex
Source: RefSeq, a predicted model, not a curated record